GUCAGUAGUCAUCUCCUGUGCUGUCCGCCAAGUCUUGGUCAUCUCCUGUACUAUUGUCCGCAGUCUCUUGGUCAUCUCCUGUACUAUGUCCGCAGUCUCUUGGUCAUCUCCUGUACUAUGUCGCAUCCUAAGAGCAUCUCCUGUACUGUGGUCCGCAGUCAAAUACUUGGUCAUACUCACUGUACUGUGUCCGCAGUCUUAUCAUCUCCUGUACUGUGUCCGCAGUCUCUUGGUCAUCUCCUGUACUGUGUCUCGCAGUCUUAAAAAUCAUCUCCUGUACUGUGUCCGCAGUCUCUUGGUCAUCUCCUGUACUGUGUCCCAAAAUCAGUCUCUGGUCAUCUCCUGUACUGUGUCCGCAGUCUCUUGGUCAUCUACUGUACUGUGUCCACAGUCUCUGGUCAUCUGUACUAUGUCUGCAGUCUCAUCAUUAUCAUUUCAUUUCCCUGAGCCGGUGGUCAUCUUUCUGUCUGCAGUCUCUUGUCAUCUCUGUACUUUGUAGUCUCUGGUAACCCUGUACUAUGUCUGCAGUCUCUGGUCAUCUCCUGUCUAUGUCCGCA
Molecule: messenger RNA, 557 nt
Organism: Staurois parvus
Lineage: Eukaryota; Metazoa; Chordata; Amphibia; Anura; Ranidae
Source: the annotation of a GenBank genome assembly